AUGUUGCUCGAUUUCUUCCAUCUGGGCGCUCUGGACAAGGUUAAUGGCGGAUGGUCUUCCAUCAUAGGCAUCGUAACCGCAAUCGUGGGCAAUAUCCUCAUCUCCUUCGCCUUAAACACCCAGCGAUAUGCCCACAUCCGUCUCAAUCGUCAGUACCGCCAGGAAGAGGAAGAAAAGAGGAGGAACAAGCGCAGUCGCAAUCGUGACUCCCAACAGGAGCGGAUAGCUGAGGAAAGAGAAACGGAUAACCUCAAUGGCAGCGGCAGUCAUGCUGAGCCUUCAGAGUCGGAUCCGCUGCUUCCUUCGUCAGCCUCGACGUCUUCCGAGUCCACAAUCCGCCCAGGUAAGCGCUCGUCUGCCUCAGGGCCAAAGUCUUAUCUCAAAUCUCCUAUCUGGUGGCUUGGAAUCGCCCUCAUGACACUCGGCGAGGCUGGAAACUUCCUCGCCUACGGCUUCGCUCCUGCUUCGGUCGUGUCGCCUCUAGGUGUCGUGGCUCUGGUCUCAAACUGCUUGAUUGCGCCUUUGUUGCUGCACGAGCAGUUCAGAAUAAGAGAUGGGUUUGGCGUUAUAGUUGCCAUCGGUGGCUGUGUUACAGUGGUUCUCAGCGCCAGCGGCAACAACCCAAAGCUGGGCCCCGACAAGAUCUGGGAACUGAUCUCGACUUGGGAGUUCAAGACCUAUUUUGGAAUUACGGUCUUCUUGAUGCUGGUCUUGAUGUCUGUGAGCUCUAGGUAUGGACACAAGUCUGUUCUCAUUGACCUCGGUCUUGUUGGCUUGUUCGGUGGUUAUACGGCCCUAUCGACCAAGGGUGUCGCAUCGUUGCUCUCGAACACCAUUUGGCGUGCCAUCACCUUUCCUAUCACAUACCUCUUGGUCGCAGUCCUGGUGUCUACCGCCGUCUUGCAGAUCAAGUAUCUCAACCGCGCUCUGCAGCACUUCGACUCAACACAGGUCAUUCCCGUGCAGUUCGUGCUCUUUACACUGUCGGUCAUCAUUGGAAGUGCCAUCCUCUACCGCGACUUCGAACGAACGACGACCGACGAUGCCGUCAAGUUCUUCGCAGGAUGUGCCCUGACUUUCUCAGGAGUCUGGCUGAUCACAUCGGGACGUGGAAAG
Aureobasidium melanogenum CBS 110374 is the source of this 1116-nucleotide messenger RNA. RefSeq names its product DUF803-domain-containing protein. Gene Ontology annotation, cellular component: membrane. Gene Ontology annotation, biological process: magnesium ion transport. Gene Ontology annotation, molecular function: magnesium ion transmembrane transporter activity. The annotation marks the transcript as partial. NCBI's taxonomy places the organism in Eukaryota, Fungi, Ascomycota, Dothideomycetes, Dothideales, Saccotheciaceae. The transcript has 2 exons. The record is from RefSeq and is a predicted model, not a curated record.